Mycena citricolor is the source of this 2071-nucleotide messenger RNA. The record is from the annotation of a GenBank genome assembly. NCBI's taxonomy places the organism in Eukaryota, Fungi, Basidiomycota, Agaricomycetes, Agaricales, Mycenaceae.
GCCAUGCUAAUGCGCUCAAAUCCCAGAUUUUGGGUGCCCAGUGGCCCACCAUUUGCGAGCAGUAAAUACAGGCUUCUGGGAGCUAAGACAGUUUCUGAGACUUAAUAAUGACUACUGAAGCAUAUAUCAGUACCAAGGCCGAUCCCCAGCCUACGCCUGAAUACCAUGCAGGCUGUGGACAAAUGGCCAGGCAGCGUCCCAAUUAGGAAGGCGCCUCCAGAAUGGCCUCCGAUCAGGGGGGGUAGGGGGUGGUUUGAUGGCCUCCGGAGGGGGCCUCGAAGCCAUUUUACGUCAUAAUUGGAGGUCCCUGGGGUGAGAUCGGAGGCGGUGCAAUGUUCGUCGAGAACCAAAUUACGAAGGGAUCAAAUCAGAUCUUGUUCAUCUCAGCGAUGAUUCCAAUCUGCUCAUCAUAGGUUUCAGCGGCAUCGAUGAUCGUUGAGGAGAGCUCAGCCAUGAUUGCUCCUCAAUUCUAACGUCGUCCAUUCAGCCCAUCCGUUCGGCAGGUCAUCAGCCAGCAUAUAUCCAAGGAACUAGGGUUUCCCCCAGCAUCUGAUUCUCUCACUUGCCUGCACGUCCUCGACACGGGAGGAUGAUUUUUUUCGUCUCGAUCCUUUUCACGGCGGUGCUGGCUUCUCUGCCCUACAGCGCUGUUCUUCUGCCUGCACACUCGUUCGACCUUACAAGACGCGAUCUGGGCUCGAGCGGAUUCACCUCUGCGUCCUGGAUCUGGCUCUCCACGCCCUCCUCGUCCCACUUCACACAAAACGCCCCUGCCGGGACCGCCUCCUUCCUGAAACUCCUUCCGAAUCCGCCAAACAAAUCCGCGUCCUCGGCGCUCAUCACCAUCACCGCCGACGACUCAUUCACACUCUGGGUCAACGGCCAGCCCGUCGGAGCGUCGCCUGCGGGCCAGGACACAUGGAAGACGGCGUUCCAGUUCAGCGCCGCGCUCAACGCGUCGGACAACAUCAUCGGCGUGAUGGGCGUGAACACCUUUCAGCCCACUAACACAAGGAGUAACCCCGCGGGCCUUGCCGCGGCAGUGCAAGUGCGCUACACCGACGGGUCUACGGAGGUGUUCGGCACGGACAGCACAUGGCUCGGAGCGGGCCCGAACAACACGCAGUCGAACUCGACGUACCCUGUCGGCUUCCCUCUACCAUCUACGGAUCAGGCGCGUGUAUUGAAUAACGGGAUUGGAUGGUCCAAUGUGAGCGUCGCGGGACUGUGGGAUACCGUCGGGCCCUGGGGCAACGCCUCGCUCCUCUCGCCCUCGGCGUUCGGAGCGCAGAAUCUGUCCGGACAAGCGUCGUGGAUCUGGAACUCGGGCACCGCUGCCGCCGCAGGUUCCGUAGGGUUCCGCAAGACACUCGUGGCCCCGGAUGGGAAAACUCCUGCGAAUGCAACGGUGUUGGUGACAGCGGACAAUGCGUUGCAGCUGUUUGUUGAUAGUGCCUACGUCGGCGCCUCUCCAUCCGGCGACAACGGAUCCGUGAGCACCUACACCGGGCUUUUCGCCCAGCGGUUCGUGCUGCCCCUCACCGCACAGAACACGACCUUCGAUAUCAUUGCCCAAAACUUCUCUGCCCAGCAGAACGCCAGCGCGGGCGUCCUGGCCGCCAUCCUCGUUCAAUACACCGACGGAUCGAGUCAGGUGAUCGGUACCGACAACACGUGGCUGGUUUCGGGAGUGCUGAACAGCAACGAUCCCAGCGCAUUCGUCGCCUCGGAUGCGAAAUUUCUGAGCCCGGCGUCCGUGCUCGGGCCGUACGGCACGGCACCCUGGGGUCAGCUGACUGGGACCUCCGAUAUACUCAAUGCCGCGGCGGUACCAGCCAACGUUCCCGUCGCCGCUGGAUCGCCGUCCUCUGUUUCGAGUUCGCCGACGACGACUACGGCGGCUUCGACCCCCGCAGGGCUGGCUCCCGCACAGACAAGUUUCUUGUUCGUUCCGUCGCAGAGUCCCAAUAGCGGUCAAAAGGCCUCCGGUGCGGCUGUUGGUCUCCAUCAGAUUUCUGUGCAUCCUUUGUUGCUCAUUGGUGGUUCUGUGGCCAUUCUAAUGACAUGCUGA